GGAAUAAAGCUUCUUCCCCGCCGCACGUGUCCGCCUGGGCCCUAGGGGACGGCUGGGACCCGGAGUCGCUCCCCAGCGCCGAGGUGCCCCGCCCGGCCGCGAGGGGAACCCUGAGGCGGACUCCCAAAAACUAGCCCUGUUUCUCCGGGGAGGCAUUUGGGCGUCGGGUCGGCCCCGCACAAAGAUGGCGGACGGCCCUGAGCACGAGCGGAAGGGGAGUGAUUCCACUUCCGGGAGCAGAGCUUCCGCGGGGCGGAAGGGGGUCGUUCUCGUGUGUCUUCGUCCUUUCCAGUUCUUAUUAGCUGCGGCUGCUCAUGAGCAAGCUGUGGAGACGCGGAGGCGCCUCCGGGGCCGCGGAGGGGUCGGAACCCGGAGAAGAGCUGGAACUGAGUGGCCACGGCCACGGUGGCCAUAAGAAGAAGCAUAAGAAGCACAAGAAGAAGCACAAGAAAAAGCAGCACCAGGAGGAAGGGCCCGGCCCGCCCCUGCCCAGCUCUGCCUCUGGCCCUGCCCAAGCUCCUGCCCAGCUGAAGCUCAGGAUCAAGCUGGGUGGCCAGGUCCUGGGCACCAAGAGUGUUCCCACCUUCACUGUGAUCCCCGAGGAGCCCCGGUCCCCUUCUCCCCUCAUGGUUGUGGACAAUGAAGAGGAGCCGAUGGAAGGGGUCCCCAUCGAGCAGUACCGCGCCUGGCUGGAUGAAGACAGUAACCUGUCCCCCUCCCCUCUUGGAGAAUUGGCCGGAGGCCUCGGAGGCCGAGAAGAUGAGGAAGAACAGCGCUGGCUGGAUGCACUGGAGAAGGGGGAGCUGGAUGACAAUGGGGACCUGAAGAAGGAGAUCAAUGAGAGAUUGCUCACAGCCCGCCAGAGGGCCCUGCUGCAGAAAGCCCGGAGCCAGCCGUCGCCCAUGCUGGCCCUGCCGGCUGCUGCCGGUGCUCCGAAGCUCACGGAGGAGAUGCUGAUGAAGCGGGAGGAGCGGGCCCGGAAGCGGCGCUUGCAGGCGGCCCGCCGGGCGGAGGAGCACAAAAACCAGACCAUCGAGAGGCUGACCAAGACGGCGGCCCCCAGCAGCCGCGGCGGCCGCGGGGCCGCGCGUGGCGAGCGCCGAGGGGGCCGGCCCCCCGCCGCCACGCCCAUGGUCCGCUACAGCAGCGGAGCGCGCGGCGCCACCCUCUCCUUCCCCGUGGGCGUGCCCACGCCGGCCCCCGUUUCGCCGCCGCCGCCCCCCCCGGGGCCUCGGCCCCGCUGCUCGGUGCCAGGCUGUCCCCACCCGCGGCGCUACGCCUGCUCGCGCACGGGCCAGCCCCUCUGCAGCCUGCAGUGUUACCGGCUCAACCUGCAGCUGCAGUUGGGGCUGCCCGAGGGCGCCGGCGCCGCCCCGCCCAGCCCCAUCGUGGCCACCUGAGCACCCCCCCCCCCCCCC
Messenger RNA from Sarcophilus harrisii (Tasmanian devil), 1418 nucleotides. It is a transcript of the gene INO80B, whose product is annotated as INO80 complex subunit B. Gene Ontology annotation, cellular component: Ino80 complex. The transcript has 5 exons. Gene Ontology annotation, biological process: chromatin remodeling. NCBI's taxonomy places the organism in Eukaryota, Metazoa, Chordata, Mammalia, Dasyuromorphia, Dasyuridae. Bases 315 to 1400 code for a protein of 361 amino acids. The record is from RefSeq and is a predicted model, not a curated record.